Lathyrus sativus (Indian pea) is the source of this 1203-nucleotide messenger RNA. NCBI's taxonomy places the organism in Eukaryota, Viridiplantae, Streptophyta, Magnoliopsida, Fabales, Fabaceae. The record is from the annotation of a GenBank genome assembly.
AUGGGAUUCCAGAUCUUUAACUUUUUAAAGUACUCUAUGAAAGUGCUGGUGGUGAUAUUAUUGCUGAUAUUUCUGACAACUGUAGCAUACUCUUUUCCUUCAUCCGAGACUACGAUGCAUACUAAUAAUUGGGCUGUUUUAGUCUGCACCUCUCGGUUUUGGUUUAAUUAUCGACAUAUGGCCAAUACUUUAUCAUUGUAUAGGACAGUUAAGCGGCUAGGAAUACCUGAUGAGAGGAUUAUACUCAUGCUAGCAGAUGACAUGGCAUGCAAUGCAAGAAACAAGUAUCCUGCCCAAGUUGUUAAUAAUGAAAACCAUAGACUUAACCUGUACGGGGAUAAUGUGGAGGUAGAUUAUCGUGGCUAUGAAGUAAAUGUGGAAAACUUUAUGCGGGUACUAACAGGUCGUCAUGAGACUGCUGUUCCGAGGUCGAAACGACUACUCAGUGAUGAAGGAAGUCAUAUUCUUUUAUACAUGACAGGGCAUGGAGGUGAUGAGUUUUUAAAGUUUCAGGACUCGGAAGAGCUUCAAAGUCACGAUUUAGCUGAUGUUGUAAAGCAAAUGAAAGAGAAACACCGGUUUAAGGAGCUGCUGAUAAUGGUGGACACCUGCCAAGCCUCUACUCUGUUCUCACAGUUUCAUUCACCGGGCGUUUUGGCAAUUGGAAGUAGCAUGAAAGGACAGAACUCAUAUUCACAUCACUUGGACUCAGAUGUGGGUGUUUCAGUUGUUGACCGUUUUACAUUCUACACUCUUGCGUUCUUUGAGAGGCUAAAUAUAUAUGACAAUGCUUCAUUGAGCAGUCUUUUCAACUCAUAUAACCCAAAUUUGUUGAUGUCAACUGCAUAUUACCGAAUGGACCUGUAUCAACGACAGUUAGAGAAGGUACCUGUGACAAACUUUUUUGGCUCUGUAAUGAAAACAAUACACACUAACUCAGCCUACAAGUCUCAGUCGAAUAGAAUUAAAUUGUCUUUGGAUCAAUCAACCUCAGACAAUGGCAGAAGAAUUUUGAAAAGCUCUGAUGAUGAUGAGGACCAAUUUAAUAAAUUAAGUACAGAGGAACAUUUCAACGGUGUUGGACAACUGUGGAAUACUAUUCUCAACAAAGUGAAUACUUUUGAAAGCAUUGAUGCUUUUGUUUUCUAUGGCCUUGUUUCAAUGCUUCCUCUGAUGAUAGUUUCUACGUGGCUAUCAUCAUAG